Porites evermanni is the source of this 1120-nucleotide messenger RNA. The record is from the annotation of a GenBank genome assembly. NCBI's taxonomy places the organism in Eukaryota, Metazoa, Cnidaria, Anthozoa, Scleractinia, Poritidae.
CUGGAGAAAAAGGGGAGAAAAGAUAAUAAGUGCCGUAGAGUUUAUUCGCGUCAAUACGGUACUAAGCGGUAUUACUAUGGUAUCAGGCAUCACCCUCAAAUAAGCCCCGCGGUGCUAAUUCGCCCAAAUUCGGUACAUUUUCCAUUUUCCCGUUCACGAUUUUGGAAGAACAGUCUCAGUGCCGAGAAAUAGUGCUGCAAGUAAAAUACGUAAUGGUGUCAUUUCGUUGCUGUAACAUUUCUAUGCAUUGCAAACCCUGAUCAUAAAAAGAUUUUCAUCUUUAUCUGAUACAAAUGUGGUGGCAAUUUUUUCAAAUCUUUGUUUAUGGCGACAUAGUUUAUGCUCAAACUUGGGAAGUAUUGACCCUGAAAAACUAUAUCAAGCCACCUUAAAAUGUCAGCCUACGCGCAAAAUUGCCACAGCAUGUUUGUAAAGAUUUUCCAAGUUUCCGCUGACGAGGGAAUGGCUAAAAAAAGCAAAUAUAUCCAGUUUUCAACUCAAUAGCGUUUUUAAAUUGGUGCUUGCGUGGUUAGCGCGCGAAGAGCAAAAUAUCUUGACGCCACAACCAUGUUUACGAUAUUCUCAUGCAAACACACCUCUUGGUUGCUAGUUCCAGGAGUUCAGAUAGGUUUUAGGUUUUAUUUUCCAUGUUUAAUUAACUUCUUAUGUCAGGGGCAGUUGAAUAUUUUUAUAGAAACUGUGCGGUACAGAUUUCUAUUAACAAUAAUAGGGACUUUACGGUCUUACAACGCGAAGGCAAGUCCGGGAAAAGAAAGGAGACAAUUACAGAAAGACUUUCUUGAUGGGACUACGAUUUAGUCUGCAAAGGCACUUUCUAAUGAAAAGAGAUUUUGACAUCAUUAAUGUCGGCGAGUUUUCCAAGUCAAAUCAAGUUUAUGAGGCGACAGUUGUCGAGUUAAAGAGGCAAGGAUUUGGCAGUGUUGAUCACCACAGGCCGACAUCAAAGGAAGAUCUAGAAAAAAUUCAGUCUUGGUGCAAUCCAUCCUCUCCAGAUCCUAAAUCCCUCCAGCAAGUGGCUUGGUUUAAUCUUAUGUUCCACCUAAUUCGCCGCAUGAGAGAAAAUCUCCGUCUUCUUACAAAACAGACGUUUGCCGUGUAG